Messenger RNA from Prunus armeniaca (apricot), 1485 nucleotides. Lineage: Eukaryota; Viridiplantae; Streptophyta; Magnoliopsida; Rosales; Rosaceae. The record is from the annotation of a GenBank genome assembly.
AUGGCUCAGACCGCAUUUCUUUACUUGGCCAUUUUCUCAGCCUUCACACUCACUGCGCUGUUUCCUUCCACACUCUCUCGCAGCUUAUCAGAAGAAACAUCCACACUUCUCGACGUCUCUGCCUCCCUCACCCAAGCCCAUGACGUCCUCUCCUUCAACCCUGAAACCCUCGAACCAUUGGACCGCCAAGAAACCCAGGCCCAGACCCAUACUCUCACUCCUCUCAACUCCUCCUUCUCUCUCCAACUCCUUCCCCGCGACGCUCUCCACAACUCACAACACAAGGACUACGAAUCCUUAGUCCUCUCCCGACUCGGUCGCGACUCCGCCCGAGUCAACUCGCUCCACACCAAGCUCCAGCUGGCGGUUCAGAACAUCAAGAAGUCCGAUCUCGAACCCAUGCACACCGAGAUCCGACCCGAGGACCUCUCCACCCCGGUCGUGUCGGGUGUGAGCCAGGGAAGCGGCGAGUACUUCACGCGCAUCGGCGUCGGCACCCCGGCCAAGUCCUUGUACAUGGUGCUCGACACCGGCAGCGACAUCAACUGGCUCCAAUGCGAGCCUUGCUCUGACUGUUACCAGCAAACCGACCCGGUUUUCAACCCCACCGGAUCCUCCACUUACCACCCGGUCACGUGCGACUCCGCGCAAUGCCAUUCUCUUCAUGUGUCCGCCUGUCGUGCCGACAAGUGCCUCUACCAGGUGUCCUACGGCGACGGGUCAUACACCGUCGGCGAUUUCGUGACGGAAACGGUGUCGUUCGGGAACUCGGGCGCGAUCCAUAACGUCGGCUUGGGGUGCGGGCACGAUAACGAGGGAUUAUUCGUCGGGGCCGCCGGGUUACUGGGCCUGGGCGGUGGGUCUUUGUCACUUCCUUCGCAAUUCAAAGCGACGUCGUUCUCGUACUGUUUGGUGAACCGCGAUUCGUCCACGUCGUCGACCCUGGAGUUCAACUCGGCACCACCCAGUGACUCGGUGACGGCGCCGUUGUUGAAGGACAGCAGGGUCGAAACGUUUUACUACGUGGGGCUCAAGGGGUUCAGUGUCGGCGGGCAACCGGUGUCGAUCCCACCUUCGGUUUUCGAGGUGGAUGAGUCGGGGAACGGCGGGAUCAUUGUGGACUCGGGCACGGCCAUAACUCGGUUACAGACGGAGGCCUACAACUCGCUACGGGACGCGUUUAAGAGAUUGACUCGGGACCUGCCGAGUGCGAGUGAAUUUGCACUGUUCGACACGUGUUACGACCUGUCGUCGCGGUCCAGGGUUCAGGUCCCAACGGUGUCGUUUCUGUUUGCUGAUGGGAAGUCGCUGAGUCUGCCGGCGAAGAACUACCUGAUUCCCGUGGACUCGGCGGGAACGUUUUGCUUCGCUUUUGCUCCGACGUCGUCGUCUCCGUCCAUCAUCGGGAACGUCCAGCAGCAGGGGACACGUGUGAGCUAUGAUUUGGCAAACAACCGCGUGGGUUUCUCGCCAAAUAAAUGUUAA